Molecule: messenger RNA, 3153 nt
Organism: Cladocopium goreaui
Lineage: Eukaryota; Dinophyceae; Suessiales; Symbiodiniaceae
Source: the annotation of a GenBank genome assembly
AUGAUGUCGUUUUCUGUCGCGUUGAUUGGCGCCGUCAUCGGCGCUGGAGCGGUUCCAACAGCACCUCGUGGAUUUCAAGCGGCAGAGGCGUUGCGAAGCGCUGGAGUGGUGCUAAUCGAAGAUGUGCCGCUAAAGGACUUCGAAGUUGUGGCGCAAGAGACCUGGCAGGCGGCAGGGUAUCCAGGGCUCCACGUGGGAGAUUACAACAGCAUGGGCUCCGUGACGCGUCCCCUGGUCUCUGAGAACGUCUACGACGUGGCCGCUGGCGCGCCGAAGCAGCUUCCGGUGUCGCCGCACAGCGAACAGGCGUACCUGUUUAACGUGCCUCGUUUCGCAGCGUUCAUGUGCAUCAAGGCGGCCGAGAAGGGCGGAGAGCUCCAACUCUUCGACAACGUGCAGCUGGGUCGUCGACUGGGCAAGCUCAUGGAGAAAUUCAGUCGCCUGGGCAUCACCUACUACCGGGUGAUGGGGGACAAGCUGCGCUCCGCGAACUGGUCCUAUCCUACUGGAAUGUGGCAAGAUCGCUUUCAAACGGACGAUUGGCUCCUUGCAAAGAAGAAAGCCUCCGAGAAUCUGGCCUACGGAGGAGCGGAACUUCGAGAAUAUGAGCAAGGAUUGGUGGUCAUGAAUUGGACGGUGCCAGCUGUCACCUUCGUGAACAGCUCAACGGAAGUCUCAAGGGCGGUGUUGCAAUCUAUUCUGGACAACCACCGCUCCCGCAACUACGCGGCCGCCGCUGACAGCAGCGCGGCCACCGCGGCGCUUCACUCCACCUGGGGCGACGGCAGCGAGUUGGUCCAGGAGGAACUGCAACGGCUGCAAGAGGCCACAACGCAGAGCCUGGAGGCUCGGCAAAGUUUUGAGGGCAAGCAAGGUGAUCAUUUGACCAUUCUUACUGAGCACCAAGGGGCUGUCCAAGUGCCCAUUGUGACGCAUUACAAACAUCUGGGAGGUUUCAUCACCAAAUCAGGCAGCAAGUUCCAGGAGAUCCGUAUCAGAGCUGCUGCCACCAUGGCGAAGUUGAAACCCUUGCGCAAACUCUUGAAGAGUCCUGUGUUAGCAAUUGAAAAGAAACGCCUCAUUUUGCAGAGCAUGGGGGUUUCCGUGCUCACUUUGCAUUCAGGGACCUGGUUCAAUUUGACCCAGUCAGAGUUUGCGGCAUGGCAAGCAGGAGUUUUUCGAACAUACCAAAUGAUUCAACCGAGACAGGAAGAUGGACAAGUGCCUCAUACUCAGUUUUACAAGCUAGCUAGUGAGGCUGGUUUACCCAUGCCAAUGGAGCUGCUGUACAUUCAGAGAUUGAAGUUGCUUUUUCAUGUCAUGGGAGUGCAGGAUCGGUUCAUGAUCAAUGGCAUCCUGGAAAAUCAUGAAGUGGACGACCAAUGCUCAUGGUUGUAUGGUGCUAUGAAAAGCAUCAAAUGGAUGCGUAGCCAGGUGGGCAACUUUGUGGUGCCGGAGGAGCUGGAUGAGCUGCAAGAUGUGGCUACAUGGGAUCUGUUUGCACCUCAUGCCAAGAAGUUGCAGCAGUACCUAAAGAAGGUUCAAAAGGCACAUCUUUACAAAAUCAGAGCAUUGUGCGCUGUCAAAGACCAUUCAAUCAGACAGAAUGAAAUUUUGUCCGAUAUGGGCUGGACAUUUGAUGCACCCAAUGCUGAAUUGGGUGAAGAAGAGGCACAUCGCUGCGAGGUUUGUGAUGAUGUGUUUGAUACUCCAGCAGCAUUGGCUGUGCACCAGCAAAAACGUCAUGGUCUGAGAAUUGCAAUGCGCAGGUUUGCAAUUGACAGCUGCUGUCGUGCCUGUGGAAGAUGGUACCACACACGCUCCCGCCUGCUCCGACAUUUGCAUGUGGGCAAUACGGAGUGCUGGGUUUGGCAUUGCAGACGAUACAUCCCAAUGACUGUGGAAGAAGCAGAAGAAAAAGACAAUGAAGAUCGAAAGAAAGGAGUGGCCAUGCAUCAGAAAGGGUUUGCGGAUGUUGAAGCAGACAAAAUGUGGCGGCCUUGCACCGAAAUGGAGCUCAUGGACCGUUUGCAGUGCAGGGAUGAUGCGGUGGAAAGCUCAGAACAAGUGACAGAAAGCGAAUUGAAGCAGUGGAGCCAAUUUGGGAUGUUGCCGCCAGGAAGAGGUGGACGAAUGAAGACUUCCCGAAGGGCCACUGAGAUGCACAUGUUCAAUGUCAACAGAGAUAUUGCAAUGUUGGAAAAUACCGUGUUAAAGGAUGUGGGACGUUGGUCGCCAGACUUUUCAUGGGUGCCAAGACCGCUAUCUUGCGGAACCAGAUAUUUUUUGGUGCUUUUUAGCGGUCAUCGUCGGUUUGCCGACAUUGCUCAGCAGUUGUCUUGGAAAAGCAACAUCAUACCGAUCUGCGUGGAUUUAGCCGUGGAUCCUUGGCACGGCAAUAUCCUGCGGGAUACACUUUGGCUCCAACUCAUCCGAGCAAGGAAAGUUGCAGGUGCUCACGCAGGUCCCCCCUGCGAGACUUAUACCUUUGCCCGUUGGAUUGAAGUUGAAGGAGGUGGGCCAAGGCCAUUGCGGACCACUUCAGAACCUUGGGGAAAAGAUGAGCUCACCAUCAAGGAGGUCGAACAGGUCUUCAUUGGUACCAUCCUCAUGCUUCAAGCGAUCUACUUGCUGCUACUGGUGUUUUUACAUGGUGGCAGCUUUUCACUGGAGCACCCCAAAGGCCAGGGUGGAAAAGAUGGCAAGUGGUCCAUCUGGGACUCUGCUUUUAUCCAACAACUUUUGUUGUGUGCGGAAGUACGGAGGGUGGAUUUCCUUCAGGGCCCUUUGGGCCAGCCCUUUCCGAAGCCUACUUCGAUGCUUACAGGCAGAUUGGAAAAGUUUGCCACGCUGCUGUUCGAUCACUACCAGCCCAACUGGAGGCCAACUGACAGAUUGGGAGGGAGAGAAAAAGACAGCAAGCAGUGGAAGACCGCGAAGGCGAAAGCCUACCCUCCCUUGCUGUGUAAGGCUGUGGUGGAAGCGCAUCUUCAUUUUGCAGAGACCAUCACAUGUGAUCAUGAGGAGCCUGAACCUGAGGGGUUGCGCGAAGCCCUGCAAGCGUUGGCUCAACCUUUUGAUCCCUACAGCAUGGACAACAAGGGUGCCGUCAUGGGAGCAGAUUAUUGGGGACGUGCUGUCAACGGCAUCUAA